Messenger RNA from Sinocyclocheilus grahami, 426 nucleotides. RefSeq names its product transgelin-like. The annotation marks the transcript as partial. Gene Ontology annotation, biological process: actin filament organization. Gene Ontology annotation, molecular function: actin filament binding. The record is from RefSeq and is a predicted model, not a curated record. NCBI's taxonomy places the organism in Eukaryota, Metazoa, Chordata, Actinopteri, Cypriniformes, Cyprinidae. Gene Ontology annotation, cellular component: actin cytoskeleton. The transcript has 2 exons.
GCUUUUCACUCUGUUUUAAAGGAAAGGACAUGGCUGCAGUCCAGGGGACACUGAUGGCUCUGGGAAGUGUAGCUCUCACAAAGGAUGAUGGUCAUUACCGUGGAGACAAAGACUGGUUUCAUAGGAAAGCCAAGGUCCACAAGAGGGAGUUUUCUGAGGACCAGCUGCGUCAAGGUCGCAGUCUUAUCGGCUUGCAGAUGGGAAGCAAUCGUGGAGCGUCUCAAUCGGGCAUGGUAGGGUACGGCACCCCACGGCAAAUCAUGCGCUACGACUCUCCUCGACACAACGGCCAUCAGAGCAAUCCCUAAACACUACAUAGUUCUGUAUUUAAAACCUCCACUGGAGCCCAAAGCCAAAUCCAGAGCUCCAGAUGUAGGAGGAAUGUGUACGUGUGUGUAUAUAUAGACUCUCACACCAGUCCUAGAA